ACUUUAUUUUAUUAUUUUAUAUGAAAUAAGGUCUAUUGCUGGAAUCUAUUGCUAACUUGAUGUAGGUGAAAUUUAAUGGUUACUCUUUUCAUAGUUUCAUUUGGGUGUAGCCGAGGGUGUAGCUUUCUCAAUACGCAUAAUUAUGCUGCAAAUUGCAUCAAGGUUAGGGUAGAGGUAUAGCUAUUAUAUCUAUCUUUCAGCAAUUAUACCGCUGAUGGUAAUACGACUAAUACGUAUAUCGUUCGUUUACUUAAGGUAAGAGCGCUAUAGUUGAAGUUUUUAUAAAGCAACGAUUCAAACUUGGUGGUUGUAAGUUCUGGAAUAAUUCCAGUUAAAUACAAAAGCAAGUACAAAUGAAAAUAAGCUACACACCCACUGCACCCACCGACCUUAUUUUUAUGUCAUAAUUCAAAAAUGGCAAUAAUAAAAACAUACUUACCGACAUGAUAUUAUAAUAUACAAUGAAGUAUGCACUGCCCAAGUUGAAACAAAUUCAAAAAUAGUUCACUUUUACUAAAAAAAAAACGUCGUGCACCGCUUGUAAACAAAUUGCAAACGGAAAUGAUUCAUCAAGUUCAAGUCGAUGCAAACCGGUCGCACUUGCCACUCUCCGCAUGUCACUGACUAUCACGUGAUGGUUUGUCGUUCCCGAUUGUGAAAACAGGUGUUACAUAUUUUGGGCAUAAAUUUUGCGUCUAUGAGACGUAACUGUUUUGUUCGAUCACGCACAGAAAAAUCGUAUAAGUUAUGAAUCAAUUGUGUUUUGUUCACCUCUAUUAUGUGCAACAUGUACGUAAAUGAAACAUUUUACAAUAAAUAAGUAAUUUGCAACAAACGCGUAUCUAAUAAACGUUAACGCCUUACGUGUAGGGUACGCAACAAACAUGUACCAUUAAAUGUAGCCGAUGCAUAUAUUGAAUGAAUCCAGUUACACUCUUUUUGGGUAUUUUUUAUGAAACAUAUUUCAGGGUAAAUUUUUAUGUUUUACCUAAUGCAUUUUAAACGUAAUCAAUGCGCAACAUUCAAACGUACCAAUGUAGACAUGUUUGCGACAAAAUGGUACGUAACAAAUACGUUCUGUGUUUGCUGGGUGAGUAAGGUUAAUGAGGUUACUUUAAAUUAGUGCGGUUAUGUUUAUAUUUGGAUGUGUUAAGGCGGUUGCACAUCAAACGUAAACGAAAUCAUAAACGUAACCACAAUUCGUAAAAUUUGUGUGUGUUCACAUCGAAGGUAAUCCUGAAAUACGCGGCAAAGAAGAAAUGGCUAAAAAUGAUUAUGCAUUUUGCUUAACAUUGCUAUUGUACACUCGUAAUCGAAAUAAAACAACUCUGGGUAAUGGAGUUAAGAAAAGACGAUGGUGGGUGCGACCCUUAAAUCAGAAUAGACAAUUGGAUGGAGAAUACUGAGGCUUUUUUUGGAAAUGAAAAUGUAUGAUCGUGAAUGGUUUUUUACUUAUACUCGAAUGUCUUCCUUUCGCUUUGAUCAUUUGAGGAGCAGACUUGCAAAACGCAGUUUGUCCAAAUUUUAAAUUUUUCAACUGAAGGUGGCGUUGCAAUAUACACUUGAAUCUCUAUCGUUUCAUAUAAUAUUGGAUGUCCAAAUCGCAUUAGGCAUUUACGUUAAUUGCACCGGUAAAUACCGGUUUGUACCGAGCGCGUUCUACAAUUCAUUUCCAUCUACCUACCAUCGUUCUUUAAUGUACCGAACUUUACGGUGUUUAUGAACCUGGUGCACCACAAGUGGACCGGUGAAUGUUAUCGGUUAGAGAGGUGUGGUGCUGUUUUAUAACCUCAAACUCCUAUAAAAUAAAAUUAUUUCGUUAAGCAACACAUAAUUAAUUUGAAGUAUGUGUUCUUUAAACAAUUUCCAAGCUGUUGUGGAUGAAAGCAACAAUGUCAUAUUUAAGGACAAUCAGAUUCUUGUGUACAAUCCAACAGAUGACUGCACAUUAUAUAUACCUAAUAAUGAAGAGACGAGAGCAGCGUUAAACCUGCGAGAAACUACUGAAGAUAAUGAAGAGAAUUUAACGGUUACCGCGGAUGAUACAGAUCAACAUGAAGAAACACAACGAUGGACCCAUGAAAGCACUCUGCUUUUAUUGUCUUUAUAUGAAGAUCAUAUUGGUUCUUUUAAAUCGCCAAAGAAAACUAAUAAAUCAGUUUGGCUUCGAAUAGCCAACGAGAUGUCAAAGCGAGGGUAUUUAUUUACAGGAGAUCAAUGCGAUUUAAAAUUUAGGAACCUAAAAAAGACCUAUAAAAGAAUAAAGGAUAAUAAUAAGUCAUCAGGAAGAGGGGCAAUUGUGUGGCCUUAUAUGGACAUGUUUGAAAGAGUAUUUGGGAGUGCACCUGACAUAAAUCCCAAGGCAACUGUGUCAACAUUUGCCACAUCAUUAAAUACUUUAAAAUCAGCAAACCUUUCAACAGAUAACCAUUCAGUUGUAUCAUUACCUUAUCUCUCACCUUCCACAAGUUCGGUAGGAUCACCUGGUUCUUCUACGCAAGUAGAAAAUAGCAAUGAAAGCGAGUGUCCUGAACCUGUUCGUAAUAAACGUCGAAAAAUGUCAAAUGAAGAACCUGCGUGGGUAUCGACUCUAAGAAAAGAGGCCAAGGAACGUCAUGAUGAAAAAAUGACAAUGUUACGGGAGUUAAUAGGACUUCUUAAAAAAGAAUAAAAAUAUUUGAUUUUAUUAAAAUGAAGUUGUGAAUUUUACAACUAAACUUAAUGUAUUUGUUAAUUAAUUCAUUAAUAAAUCAGCAAUAUAUUCCCUUUUGCCCACUUUUCUAAAAUCUUCAUCUCCAUUAUUAUAAUAAUCAUCUUUAUCUUCAAAGGUAUCAACAUCAAUUUCAUCAUUGUUUUUCAUACAUAUAUUGUGCAACACACAACAUGCCAAGAUUAAAUCAGGGAUAAGUUCUACAUUGUACAUAUGAACAUGUUUUAAAAUUCGAAACCGCCCUUUCAAUAAACCAAAAGUUUGUUCCACGUACACUCGUGUACUAGAAUGUUUGAAGUUGUAAUUUUUUUGUUUUCUGCUCAAAUGGCCGUUGUCACGAUAUGGUGUUAAUAAGUAAUUAGAGCACUUAUAUGCAGAAUCUCCUAAGAUAUGUGUAUUGUUGGGAAACAAUUCACCAGGAUUUUCUCUCAUUUUUGUACCUAAUGGAGAAUUGUAGAAAACUCUUGCGUCAUGGACGCUGCCUGGAAAACCUGUUAAUAUAUGAAAUUAUAAAUAUCCGUAUAAUAACAGUAAUAAAACUCACCUGCAAAAACAUCGAGAAACAUGUAGUUUGCAUCACAAACGCCUUGUAAUAUUAUACUGUGUUGGCCCUUUCGAUUACAAUAAGAACCUUGGACAUUUCUAGGGGGUGUAAUUAAAAUGUGACACCCAUCUAUGGCGCCAAUAACUCCUGGAAAGUUCUGACGCUCUUUAAAUUUCUCACUUAUAUUAUUUGCUGUAGCACCUGUUGGCCAUGAAAUAUAAAUGGAGGACACCUCUUUUAAAGCUUCUGUUACUUUCCGAACAUAUAACCACGCUGUUGAUUUAGAGAUGUCAAAUUUGUCAGAUAAUAGUCUGUAAAUAUUAUACGAAUUUUUAUUCACGUUUAAUUUACUAACCUGUACACUGUUUGGUUUGAAAACAUGGUUAGCGAUACUAGGAGUUGCAAAUCAGGCGAAUGGCAAUGCCGUCCUAUCCCUUGUACAUUACGUUCUUUUAGAGAUGGCCCCAAAACUUGCACCAAAUUUUCAAAAGUAAUUCUACUUAUUCUAAAGUGGCUUUUGAAAUCUAUAAGUUUGAAAUGGAAUAAUAAAUUCUACACGUUGCUAAUACAUACCAUCAAAACUGUAAGCGCGCACUAUAUUUUCUACAUAGUUUCUAAUACACACACGAGAUUUACGUUCAAUCGAGUUAUAACUACUACAAACUAUUGCAAUUAACUCAUCAUCACUAUCAUCAUCUAAAACUUCAUUAAGUACUCCAAUAAUUACGUUUCUUUUCAAGUUAUCCAUUUUGUAGAGGUUAUGGAUUUGAAAACAUUUAAAUCAGCUGCUGCCUUUGCGUUCGGCAAAUAUAUGGUAAACGGUAUGCAGUGGUGCAAUCAGCUGGUUACCGCAUUGCACCAGAAAUUAUCUACCGGUAUAAUUAUCGUAAAUGCCUAUUAUGUCCCACUUGAAAUGUGUUGUGAAAUUCACUUGGACAUGCAAAAUGCAUUUAGUCCAUCGACAUUAGACAAACAAAUAGCAUUUUGUCCGUGAGACGAACAAAACGCAUUCAGUCCAGCCGUAAACACGCUGUUUUUAUAACAGUUAGGUUACUGCUCUUAGUGUCGUUUCGGUUUAUUUUGCAGUAUUGUGUGUUUAGUUUGCAUCUUUUUCGCAACGUUUCAAUUACAAUGGAAUCUGCAGAUGGGGAGCAUAUUGUUGGUGAUUGUGACCGUGGUAGCCGGAAACGACAAGCAAAUUUAACAUCCAGGGAGAGAAAGAAGCAAGUCAGAUAUUCAAACCAUGAUCCUGAUUUACAACAAUUUAAUAUAGUUUGUAAUCAUAAGAAUAAUCCAAAACUGCAGUGUGGGCAAGUAGGGCGAGAUGAUAUACUUAAACUUCGGGAAGUUUUUUACAAAAAUCCCAAUAAAGUUAUUCAAGAUGGAAUAUUAGCCAGUAACAUUGAGUUGGAUAUCCCUAAACGAAAAAGAGCUCGCAAAUCUGAUGGAAAACCGCACUCCUUGUCUGCAAAAUAUCAUGUAAGUAUAAAAGUACAUACGUCGUUUUUGAUAAAAGACUCCAUGUUUUGAGUCUUACAUACGUCGUGUUUCAUCAACAAUUUGGUGCAACCAUUUUUUAUGUUGGAAAGAAUAUUAAAGUUCUCGAGCUUUUGUUGAUCUUUUACUGCUUUUUUCACUUAGUAGGUGUGUUAUAUUCGAAUUUUUACAGGUAUAUAUCAGUCGACAAAAAGUACAAAUUUGUCAAAAGUUUGUAAUGGCUGUAUACAACGUUUGUCAAAGGAGACUAAACACAAUUUGCAAGAAACUCCAGGCUGGGGAGGAAAUUAUAAAAGAAAAAAGAGGAGGCGAUAGACGAGCUUUUAAGUUUGUAGACAAAUUGGAUGCUGUAAAGUCGUUCAUUAGUCAAUUACAAGGAAAAGAGAGCCACUAUGGAAGACAGAAGUCUCGACGGAUCUACAUAUCUUCGGAGUACAACAUUUCUAUUCUUUGGCAGUUAUAUAACAAAAACUCACCAGAAGGUUUAAAAGUGAAUUACAAGUACUUCAGUCGGGUGUUCAGUAAAUAUUUCAAUAUUGGAUUCGGCAGUCCUGCUACUGAUGUUUGUAGCUAUUGUGUAAGAACACAAACCAAAAUAAGUAUGUCUCAAAGCUCUUCUGAAAAGCAGAAAAUAUCCACUGAACUGAAAGUACACAAAUUUCGUGCCACACAAUUCCAUAAGUUAAUGAAAACUGAAGUGCCUAAUACAGUUUCGUACUGCUUCGACUUACAGCAAGUUCAGGUAUUGCCAAAAGUACCUAUUCAAGAGGCAUUUUACGCUCAACAGCUGUCAAUAUAUUUUUUUUGCGUUACCAAACUCAAUUGUCAAGAACCAAUAUUUUACACGUGGAUGGAACACCAAGCAGGAAGGGGGGCUACUGAGACAUCAUCUGCCAUUAUUGAUUUUUUAAAAAGAACUGAAUUUCCUGAAGAUGCGACGAAGAUCCGUUUUUUUGCCGACGGCUGUGGGGGGCAAAACAAAAAUAGUCACGUCAUACAUGCUUUGAUGUUUUGGCUCCAUACGUCAGGCGAAAAAAUAAAGGAAAUAGAAAUUAUAUUUCCGAUCAGAGGUCACUCUUAUCUUCCUGCCGAUCGAAUCUUUGGACGCAUCGAAAAAAUAUUAAGGUCCCACAGUCUCAUAAAAACUCCAGACGCAUAUUGGGAAUUGUACACUAAAGUGGGCGAGGUACGAAAACUUGGGUCUGAUUGGAAUCUGCUUGAUGUAAAAAAUAUGCUGCAGUGGCUCAAAAAAGUGAAUGGCAUAAGUUCUUGCCGAAGAUUUUUUAUUAAAAAGAAUGUUUCCGCCAACAAUAUUUUAGUGAAAAGUGAAGUACUCUAUCGCACUGAUACAAACAAAUUCCAAUCUUUACUAAAACCACGCACACGAUUCGACCAGGUAGUCGUGCCAUGGCUACCUUUGGGACAUCAGAUAAAGAAAAAAAAAAUAGACAGUUUAAAAAAAUUAUUAGAAUCAUUAUCUGGAGAAAAGUGGAACAAUGAUCCAGAACUGGCAUGGUUAGUUCCAAUUUUUGAAGAACAACGUGAAGAUGGGGAAAUAGAAGCAAAUGAAGAAUGUGAAUGUAACGACAUGGAAGAGGUUAAUUUCAUUUAAAGUUUGUAAAUAAUACAAGUAAACGUUAUCGACAAUAUGUUUGUUUCAUUUCCAAAUUUAUUAUACCCAGUGAUCUGUUGGAUGGACAAUCAAAAUGCUGUUUGUCAACUAGUGACCUGCAAAUAGCAUUUUGUCCAACAGUUUUUUUGAAAUAGUAAAGCCACUUUGGCUUUUUCCAGUCUGCAAAUUUAGUAAUUUCUCAUGCUAUUUUUAAUAGAUUUUUUAAUACCAAACGCAAGUCCGUAAGUAACUCGUAUUGUACGUAGUAGUUUUUUGUCAUUCCUGAAAAUUUACAAUUUUGGACAAAACGCGUUUUGCAAGUCUGCUCCUCAUUUGUUGAGUUUAGUCGGCCCACAUUUAAAUCAAAAAAGUAACCGUGGAGUGAUAUCUCCAAGUCAACGUCUUGCAAUAAGUUUGCGGUUGGUAAACUUACUGGUGGGAUGUAUUCUUUUAUUUGGUUAUUAUUUUAGAUUUUUGGCAACCGGUGAUAACACCUUUUCCAUUGCAUCUUCGUAUCGCAUUGGCAGGUCCACUGUUAGUUUAAUCGUAAAACAAACAAUGGGCGCGUUCAGGGACGGUCAGCAGCUGACGGCUGAUGCUUAGAUGGCUAACAAGUUGCUAAGGUUAGCCACCCAUGUUCCCUGAAUGACACACUUAAGCUGAGUGCCACUUGCAUUUGAGGUUAUGUUAUAAAAUAUAAAUUUUUUAACAUGAUCGAACCAAAUAUUGUGGAUUUCUUAUUCAACGACGAUGUAAACUUAAACGGCGUAGUGUAUAUUCUAGAUGAUAAUGCGGUUGAUGAUGAGGCCAAUCAUCAUGCGCAGCCUGUGCGUAAUGAAAAUUACGUUGAAGUUACAGUACCCCAGUACACAGUUAGUGAGUUCAAGAAUCACUUUCGAAUGUCCCGGAUGGCAGUGGAGCAGCUAAUAGGUCUUGUUAGUAAUCAUUUACCCGAUAAACAUUCGGUUCCGAUUGAAAAGCAAGUUCUUUUUUCCAUUUGGCUUCUGGCAAAGCAAGAAAGCUUCUUGGCUGUCGGGGACAGAUUUAAUCUGUCGAGUGGAUCAGGCCACUAUAUUUUUAUGAAUUUUAUUUCUGCGGUGGGUCAUUUAACGCACCAAUUUAUUGAGUGGCCAAAUGCGAGAACAUGUAACGAAAUAGCAUCAAGAAUAGAAACAAAAUAUGGUAAAUAUGUGUAGUUAGAGUAGGGCUCUGGGGUCUCAUAUAGUACCUGUAAUAGGAGUUGCCCCAAAAUUUCACACGUUUGCCACUAGGACCACGUAUAAAGGUAGUACUGAGAGUUGGGGAGAGGAAAUAAUUACUUUAACCCAAAAAGGGAAAGCAUGUGUAAAUCUUGGGGCGGCCCCUACUAUCGCUACCUUUGAGUAUACUCCUAGGAGUAUGAUGAAAGUCGCUAUUAUAUCACACUCCAGAGUCCCACUCUAUCCCCAAUACCUAUAGGUAACUAAAUAAUAUAUUUACCAGGCAUACCAGGUGUCGUGGGUGCUAUAGAUGGAACCCACAUACAAAUAAAACAACCAACACAUAACCCCGUAGAUUUCUUUAAUAGAAAAGAUGUACACUCGGUGGUUUUACAAGGAAUUUGCAACGAUAAAUUAAUAUUUACAGAUGUAUAUAUUGGUAUGCCAGGCCGACUGCAUGAUGCGCGAAUUUUUAGAAAUAGCCCAAUCUAUAAUAGACUUGUAAACAAUCCUGCUUUAUUAACACCACAGCAACACUUACUCGGAGAUGCAGCUUAUCCGCUGCUUGAUAAUCUCUUAAAACCAUACAGGGAUAAUGGCCACCUUACAGAAGUACAAAUUCGGUUUAACGAAGUGAUGAGUAGCAUACGGUCGAUGAUCGAAAGGUGCUUUGGUCUAUUGAAAGGAAAAUGGAGAAGACUAAAAUAUCUUGAUAUGUCUCUAGCAGAUAAACUACCUCAAGUUAUAUUGGCAGCUUGUAUUCUGCAUAACUUUAUUCUGAUCAUCGAUAAUGAUGCAGAUAACCAGAAUGACAAUGGUCACAAUGGUGAUGACAUAGG
This is a messenger RNA of Photinus pyralis (common eastern firefly), 8401 nucleotides long. Its product is annotated as protein ANTAGONIST OF LIKE HETEROCHROMATIN PROTEIN 1-like. The transcript has 5 exons. NCBI's taxonomy places the organism in Eukaryota, Metazoa, Arthropoda, Insecta, Coleoptera, Lampyridae. The record is from RefSeq and is a predicted model, not a curated record. The coding region runs from base 1847 to 2671 and encodes 274 amino acids.